Molecule: messenger RNA, 2787 nt
Organism: Pangasianodon hypophthalmus (striped catfish)
Lineage: Eukaryota; Metazoa; Chordata; Actinopteri; Siluriformes; Pangasiidae
Gene: rcn3
Product: reticulocalbin 3, EF-hand calcium binding domain
Exons: 8
Coding region: 155-1096 (313 amino acids)
Cellular component (GO): endoplasmic reticulum
Molecular function (GO): calcium ion binding
Source: RefSeq, a predicted model, not a curated record
UGUGUGUGUCAGUACGAGGGUUUGGGAGUGACGUGUGAAAUCAGGACCGCCCCCUUCUGCGCGCGAUUUAAAGGGGCAGAGUGCCAACGCGUCAAAAAAAUAAUAAAACCUGGCGUGUUAGAGAGACAGAGAUAAAAGCUCGCGACUUUCGGAAAUGCAGUUGUUUAUCCUCUCGGUGUGUUUGGCGCUCGGCCUCGCCGUCCCUCCUCAGGAGAAACGCGUGCACCACCAGCGUGACCUGAGUGACCACGCCCACGACGACACUCACGGCUACCAGUACGACCACGAGGCCUUCCUGGGCAAAGAGGAAGCCAAGACCUUCGACCAGCUGACCCCUGAGGAGAGCAAAGCCAGACUCGGGAAAAUCGUAGACCGCAUCGACACGGAUAAGGACGGCUUCGUUAGCCACGCCGAGCUGCACUACUGGAUCAAACACAGGCAGAGGAGAUACAUCGAGGAGAACGUGGACAAGCACUGGAAGGAGUACGACCAGAACAAGGACGGCAAGAUCUCCUGGAUCGAGUACAAGAACACCACCUACGGCACGUACCUGGAUGAUGAUUCUGAGGAUUUGGAAGACAGAGAGUCGUACAAAGCCAUGCACGCUCGAGACCAGCGGAGGUUCAAGAUGGCGGAUAAAGACGGAGACGGCAUCGCGUCGAGGGAGGAGUUCACCGCGUUCCUCCACCCAGAGGAGUUCGAGUACAUGAAGAGCCUUGUAGUGCAGGAGACGAUGGAGGACAUCGACAAGAACGGAGACGGCAAGGUCAAUUUAGAGGAGUACAUCGGCGACAUGUUCACCCCUGAGGAGGGCGAGAGUGAACCCGAGUGGGUGACCACAGAGAGGAAACACUUCUCCGAGUACAGAGACAGCAACAAGGACGGGUUCCUUGACGCUGAUGAAGUCGGUCACUGGAUCCUGCCGGGAGACGUGGAUCACACCGACAACGAGGCCAGACAUCUCAUCCACGAGACAGACAAGAACAACGACGAGAAAAUUUCCAAGGCAGAGAUUCUGGAUAAUUGGAACAUGUUUGUCGGCAGCCAAGCCACUAAUUACGGAGAAGAUCUGACGAGGAAACACGACGAGCUCUGAUCUGAUCUCAUCCGAUCUGAUCUCAACAGCGUCAGGAGUCAAAGAUUUAAACAUACAGAGGGGGGGAUAUUGGAAUUUCAUUCCACAAUGAAAAGAAAUGAACGUUUUACAUUAACGAGUGGGAGGGUUAGAUUGUUAGGGGCGGAGCUAAAGGUCAGGGGUCAGAACAGAAGGGUCAGUGAUUGAUUGGGUCAAGGAUGCUGAGAGGGAAUUUCAGUUUACCUGAAACAGAUAGUAUUUAUUUAGUCACAUAUUUUACUCACUAAAAACCAGGUUUACACACACACACACACACACACACACACACACACACGUGCAGUGGGAUCAGAACAGCACAUUUUAUUUACACCCCCGAGUGUGGCUGAUGUUUCUGUGCAGGUGAAACACCAUUUAAAUAGAAACGUUAAAAGCGUAGCGGUGUUAUUUUUAAUCAACAAAAAAGGGACAUUUUCCUGACUCAUGUGACAUCAUCAGCCACUGACUCCUCCCACUCCUGUGCUGUUUUAGUGCUGUAAAGUUAAUUAAAAAUGUUUAUUUGCUAAAAGCAUUAAAACAUUUAUGUUCAGUGACUGAUGACGACACACAGAGCACCACAUUCGAACUACAAACUACUCAGAGUGCUUCAUAUGUAUAUAUAAAUAUAUAUUCAAUAUAUAUAAAAUAUAUUCAUAAACAUAAAAUGCAGAGCGUUCCUGUCUGGACGCUGAGUGAUGACAUCACACGAUCACGUGGUUAAAAAAGGAACAUCGACGCAGACCUGCCAACCUUCCUGCAUUUUAUUGUAAGAGAACACCAAAAGAACAGUUUUCUAUCCCGCAGUUAAAACAGUAGAUGAGCCAACUGAUGCAUGAAUCUGGAAUGAUUGACAGUUGCGUAAGUUUUUUGAUUUCCCUGAUAUUAAUGGACCCCCUGGAAGCCCCACCCCCUUCCUCACGUCUCAUAAUAGUAAUGUGCUCUCGUCUCGACUCAGUUUUCCCGCUUGAAAGAUGUGCUGACGCAGUGCUCUCGCUUUUCUGUCACGGUAAAAGAGAAUGUUCUGAGUUCAUUAAUGUGAAAUAAACUCAGCUAGCGUUACACACUUAUAGCCCUUACAUCAGUUAAAUCGAUUUAUUAGGAACGCCACUGAAAAUGGUCAAAGAAGUGAUUAAACAAUGCUGUUUGCUCUCCUGCACCGUUCAGACAGUUUGAGCAGCGGAUUUCAUGAAAAUUUCAGCCAUGUAGAAACGUCACGAUUUCCACGAGGGACGUGAGACUUUAGAUUUGUGAAAGGACAAGUCGAUGGUUGGCAGGUCUGUCAGAUGAACGUUUUAUUCAGGAAGAAGUUCUAAAGAUAAAUCUGGGGCUGGAGACGUGUACUUGUGAUGGACACGACUGUUCUGGGCCGUUAGAGCUAUAAACGAUGACUUAAGGCCUCCGAAACACCAGGGGGCGCUGUAAUAAUACAGGAUUUAAAAUAUGUAUAUAUAUUGAGAGGUAAGAUUGGGGAGGGCAUGACAGCAUUAACAGCAGAGGUUGUUGUGAGCUUCCUCACCUGUACACUGUGUUUACACUCUUCACCCAAACCCAGAAGCUCAGGAGGACAUCAGGGUCACAGUCAGGGUCACAGUCAGGAUCAGGGUCACAGUCAGGAUCUCGGUCACAGUCAGGAUCAGGGUCACAGUCAGGAUCACAGUCAGGGUCACAGUCAGGAU